CAUAUCUUCAUUUUAUAAAAAAUUAAUAUAUAUUAACAGGUUAUUUUUUUUUUUUUAAACCCGAUAGAAAUAUUUUUUUUUUUUAACAAAACAUGUAUAAUCCACCACCACCACAACCAGGUAAUCUCCCACCACCACCAUCAAAUCUUCCACCACCAGCCAAUGCAGGUUCAUACCCAAGUGCUCCACCACCACAAGCUGGUCAAUAUGGUAUGCCACCACCACAAGCCGGCCAAUAUGGCAUGCCACCACCACAAGCAGGUCCAGGUAUUUCAUUAGUUAAAGAUCAACAAAUUUCAUUAAGCAAAGAAGAUCCAUAUUUAAGAAAGAUUACUGUAGGUUUAGGUUGGGAUGUUAACCAACAACCAGGUGCUCCAUUCGAUUUAGAUGCAGUUGUUUUUAUGUUAGGUCCAAAUGGUAUGGUCCGUGCUCCACAAGAUUUUAUUUUUUAUAACAAUAAAACCUCAAGAGAUGGUGCUGUAUACCACCAUGGUGAUAAUUUAACAGGUGCAGGAGAUGGUGAUGAUGAAGUUGUAUCAGUUAAUCUUCAACAAGUUCCAAUGGAUGUCACCCGUUUGGUUUUUGCUGUCACUAUUCAUCAAUCUGAACAAAGAAGACAAAACUUUAGUAUGGUUCCAAGAGCUUUUAUUAGAGUUGCUAAUCAAGAAACCUCAAGAAAUAUUUGUAGAUACGAUUUAACUAAUGAAGGUGGUAUGAAUACUGCUCUUAUCGUUGGAGAGGUUUAUCGUGAAGGCCCAGAAUGGAAAUUCAUAGCAGUUGGUAAAUCAUUUAGUGGAGGUCUUGGUUUCUUGUGUCAAAUUUUUGGGGUACAAUCAAAUUAA
Molecule: messenger RNA, 842 nt
Organism: Dictyostelium purpureum
Lineage: Eukaryota; Evosea; Eumycetozoa; Dictyosteliales; Dictyosteliaceae
Exons: 2
Coding region: 93-842 (249 amino acids)
Source: RefSeq, a predicted model, not a curated record